Molecule: messenger RNA, 1617 nt
Organism: Adineta ricciae
Lineage: Eukaryota; Metazoa; Rotifera; Eurotatoria; Adinetida; Adinetidae
Source: the annotation of a GenBank genome assembly
AUGCAUCUUAUAUUUAACGAUGAUGAUGAUUCUUUUUGCGUGUCGAUAUUGAGACAAUACCGUCAAAAGAUUUUUAGGUUAAAACAAAUAAUGAAUUUAUUAAGUUGUUUGGUGUUGAUUUUUUCUAUUGUGGAAAGCCAAGCAUUGGCCAAUUAUCGAAAUAUUGAAAGUUGUUUAGGUCAAAAUGACAACCGAAAUCCAGUUAUAAUCGAUACUGAUGCUGAUGUUGAUGAUUUAUGGGCGAUACUUUACUUAAUUAAAGUUCCGACAGUUAAUAUUCUUGCAAUAACAACUGUUGGCGACGGAUACAGUUCUCCAUUCUUUUCUACAUCAAAUAUUCUCAGUUUUCUUGGUUUGAUCAAUUGUUCAUACGGUAUUCCAGUUGCGAGCGGACAAAGUGUACCAAUGAUGUCAUCAGGGUGGAACAUCGAUCCAAAAAUUUUAAAUUCUAUCGACACAUAUUUAACAUCACCGACUUGCCUCAAUCAGAGUGUGGAUAUUUUUUUACAACCAUCACCAUUCGAAGCAGUUGAAUUGAUUAUAUUUACACUGAAAUAUUCCUCGAAACCUGUUGACAUUUUAGUACUUGGACCUAUGACUAAUAUUGCCGAGGCAAUCAUUCGUGAUCGAUCAAUUGUACCAAAAAUUGGCACAAUCUAUAUAUCGGGUGGUCAAUUUAAAGAAUACCAUGUUUUUGGUCGAACGACAUUUGGUCGACGAAGUUUUGUCGACAAAGUUGUCCAGUUGCGUAAUGUAUACACACCCGAGCAGAAUCUCGAUGAUUUUCAAACGCUAUACUUUGUAUUCAACUAUGUGGAUUAUGAUCUGAAUGUAAUUAUCAGAUGUUAUCGUAGGAAAUUUCCAGAAGAUCGAAUAAAAUAUUUUAUUUAUUCACUACUUCGUAUUUUAAAGUUCAUUCAUUCAGCUGGUAUUUCUCAUCGAAAUUUAAAACCGGAGAAUAUUGGUUUUAAUCGAAAUUCAAAUAUUACAAUCUACGAUUUCGGUACAACUCAUAAUCCAUUUUAUGAUAAAUUGGUUUCUCGUGAUAGCAGAUGGUGGCUCUCACCAGAGGUAUUCCUCGGCGAUAAACGUUAUGGUGACAAAGUCGAUAUAUGGUCAGUUGGCUGCAUCAUGGGAGAAUUCAUUCUAGGUCAGUCACUUUUCUGUGGUGAUGAUUCUCUUGAUCAGUUCGACCAAAUAUUUGACAUCAUCGGUACACCGGACUUGGCCAUAUUGAACGAUUAUAAGAUCUCUGAAAUAACGUCUUACAUCCGGCGAUUACCGGUGAGACCAAGAAUAGAUUAUAAUGAAUGGUUUGGAUAUAGGUGCAGCCCGACACAACAAAAAUUAACAUUUGGUAUAUCACCUGAAGAUUUUCUCGAUAGUCUUCUAACUUUUGAUUAUCGUAUGCGUCCAACUGUAGAAGAAGCAUUGAUGCAUCCCUAUCUGAAAGAGUAUCAUAAUCCUGCGAAAGAACCUACUGCAGAGUUAUUUUUGGAUGAAAAUGUCGAUGAAGACUAUGAAAUCGACACAUGGAAAAGUUUAAUAUGGAAAAUGGUACAAGAAUUUGAACCACCCUCGUGGGCUAACGAGAUUAGCGAAACAGUUGAAUUAUAA